Molecule: messenger RNA, 2713 nt
Organism: Cornus florida
Lineage: Eukaryota; Viridiplantae; Streptophyta; Magnoliopsida; Cornales; Cornaceae
Exons: 4
Coding region: 93-2282 (729 amino acids)
Source: RefSeq, a predicted model, not a curated record
UUGCAAUUGGGCUUCAGCUUACUAGUAGUCUGUUCAGAGUUGGCUUCCCAGAGUAAUUACUACUCAAUUCUAUUCGAAUCAGAGAAACAGAGAUGGAGAGGCGGAUUGAACAUUUCAGCCAUUGGCAUUACUUGUUCCUAGACCAACAGAAACGUAAAGAAGAGGAUCAAGUGACUUGCAAUGGGUGCACAAACAAAAUCUCGGGUGAUUUCUAUGGUUGCACAAAAUGCAAACAUUACGUUUGCAAAUCAUGUGUUGGAUUGGCGCCAGAGAUACAACACCCCUUUCACACCAAACAUCCCCUCACUUUUUUCACUCAAUCACCUUAUAAACACGAAGAAUCUAGGGAUCCUGAUGGUCUAUCUCCUCGUGAUCAACCAGCUUACUGCUAUGCCUGCUGCAAGAAAUGUGACGGCUUCAUUUUCCAUUGUUCUGAAUGUAAAUUUGACCUGCACGUUAAUUGCGCUACGCUGAUGCCCACCACCACCACCAACAACUACAAGGCAAGUGAGCAACAAACGACGCAUCUAUGCUUGCUUGGGUUGUUUGGCAGGAAACCUCAUCCCCUGAUUCCUUGCUAUAGGAAGAACAAGCAGCUUGAUUUUUUGUGCUCAUUGUGCGACCAAGUCAUCAAGGGCACCAUCCAUGCCUGUUUACAUUGCCAUGCUAUGAUGGAUGAAUCAUGUAUACAACUCCCAAAGCAGAUCACACAUCACUUUCUCCCUCAUCGUACUCUCACUCUCAUACCUUCUUUUGAUUUUAAUUGUCAUGUCUGUGGGGUUUCUAAGGAAGGAUUAUACUUCUGCUACAGCUACCACAAUUUUGAGUUUCGGUCAGAAUUUUGUUUGGACGUAAGGUGCGCUUCUCUAAUGCCCAAAGCCAUAAUAGAAAACCACGAGGUUGUUGAGGCACCAUUCACCCACCCGCAUGAUUUGAUUCCAUGUGAUAUCACCAAAGGGAUUUUUAUUUUUUCAUGUUCCGCCUGUGGGCUCUGCAUCGAGGGUACAGUCUACGUUUGUUUUCAAUGCAAGUUUCUUCUGCACAAAUCGUGCGCUGAAUUGCCACUGCGGAUCAAACAUCCCUUUCAUCCACCACAUCCUCUCGUGCUCGAUUACACAAAUUCCUCCGUCAAUUACCAAUGCAAGGCAUGUAAAUGUUCUGUUUUGGGCUUCAAGUACUUGUGUCGUGAGUGUGACUUUGAGAUGGAUGUCACAUGUGCUUCGCUAACCUACUCCACUCUCAAAUUUGAAAUUCACAAGCACCCUCUUGCUAUCUUCAACGACCCUACAUUUACAAAAAGAAAAACGGAUAGCUCGGUUCAGUGCAACAGUUGUGAAAAUUUUAAGGGUUUUCCGUUCUUCCGCUGUGUGCCAUGCGAUUUCAGUAUUAAGUUGUGUUGUUUUAUAAUGUUACCACAUAAAUUUAAACACAGCCAUCACCGACAUUCUCUCACCCUCACUUAUUCUUUCAUCAAAGACUAUUCGGUCGACGACGAGGACUCCGAAUAUUACUGUGACAUUUGCGAGGAAUUAAGAAAUAUGUGGGAGCCAACUUAUUAUUGUGAGGAUUGUCACUAUAUUGCACAUACUAGCUGUGUGUUCCAUGAGAUUCUUUUUUUAGCAGGGAUGGAGUGGCCCCUGUCACUAGAUGAAGAGAUUGUAAUGCUUCAAGCAAAGGUAGAUGCAUUGAGCAUGAAGAUAGGAACAUUAACAUCAACAUUGAAUGAAAUUAAGGAGAGACGUGCACAAUGGACCAAUAAAUACGAAACUUGGUUAAAGGAAAUGAAGGCAAGAAAUGCUGUUGGGGAGCCAAUAAAGGCUAUUGAGGAGAGCUCUAGACACAAUUCAUAUUAUCUCGGCACUAACAUACUAGAUGCAGAAAUUUCAAAGCAUGAAAAAGAGGUAAACCCACUGACAAAUAAAUUAAAGACACUAACAACAAAGUUGGAUGAACUUAAGGAAGGACAUCCAAAGCACAUUGGUGGCUACCAAAUUGGAAGUAUACCUUCACUAGGCAGAAGUAUGAAAAAGGAUGAAGACGAAGAUGUGGGCACGAAGACUAUUAUUGAUGACUCUAAUGAUCAAGUGGUGAAGAAGAUUGCAAUGUUGAAAGUACGGAAAGGGAUGAAGUUGAAGUUGAAGUUGAAGUUGAAGAUGAAGAGUGAUGAUACAUUCCCCACCACCCUUGUCGAGGUAGAUCAACAGAUAAAGGCAGUAACAAAAAUGUUAAAGGCACUAAAAAAGAAACGUGCUCGUCUUGUCUCACAUCUCGUGUUCAAAUGAUGAGUGUUUGACUGGGUUUCAGCAUGGAGUCACCAUGUUGGAGUCUCCGCUGUGACGUUAGAUAUAGGACAUGUUAGUAGAUAUUUUAACUGGAGAGAGAAUUCAUGUGACCGACCACAUUCAUUUGAGAAAGUAAGGUUAAUGAUGAUGAUGGUAGAUAUAUAAACAAAUUGGGUAUUGUGACCUUAACAAAUCGUCAUGUUAGUUCUGAAGCAAGGCCUCGUGCACCUUUAGCACCAUGCAUCUUGACUUGGGUAUUAUCACUUUGUGUUUAAAUGCUCCUUGCUCGAAAUUUAUGUUUGAAAAGUUGGUUAUAUAUAUUAUCACCUAAUGUGUGGAUCCUUUAUUAUUAUUAUUAUUUUUAAUGCUAUUGAUAGGAAGAUGAUGAAUGUUUCAAAGGCUUAAAGCUAGAACUUUGUUCUGUUAUAUAA